UUGAGAAACGGCAGAGUAAGAGGAAAAUAGAAAAACAGUAAUAAUGGGUUACGACGACGUUAUAUCACACUUAGGGGAGUUUGGCCCAUACCAGCGAAAAAUAUUCCUCGUCAUCUACUUGCCCAUGGUGUCCUGUGCCUUUCAUUUAAUGGGAGGGACAUAUCUAGCGGGUAGGCCAGAAUUCAGAUGCUUAAUGCCUGAGGAAAAUCCGGACAAUGUAACGUACGAGGAAAACACCACCCAUCCGAUAUGGGAUAACGAUACGGGAACCUGGACACGGUGUAAAAGAUAUGACCUAAACUACCAAAUUCUAAACGACAAGGGUUCGAGUGAGAACCUUUCACUCACGCCACCCUUAGUAGAAUGUGAUUCUUUCGUUUACGAUGAAAGCCAGUAUGGGUUUACAGUGUCAACCAAGUGGAACCUAGUAUGCAAUGACGCAUGGUUGAAACCAACGAGCGAAUCACUGUUCAUGGUAGGAGUGUUUUUUGGCGUACUGGUUCUGGGUGGAUUGUCUGAUGAAUACGGACGCAAAACGAUUUUGAUAUGGGGCUCAGUUUUGCAACUAGUUUCCAGCCUACUAGUAGCUGCUGCUUAUAAUAUGCCGAUGUACAUCGUUUGUAGAAUGAUUCUAGCAACGACGACCAAUGGACUGUUUGUAGUGUCGUAUGUCACUGCAAUCGAGACUAUUGGUCAAAGAACAAGAAAACCGGCUGCGCUUGGAAAUCUGUUUUUCAUAAUAGGUUCUAUCCUGACUGUUUGCUUUGCAUACUUCAUUCGAAACUGGAGAAUUCUACAAAUAGCUUUUACCAUUCCUACCCUUGUAUUACUUGUCUUUAUCUGGCAUGUUCCUGAAUCUGCACGAUGGCUGAUGACCAAAGGACGCUUAGACGAGGCGAAAGACGUACUUCACAAAGCGUCUGUAGUAAAUAAAGUGGAACUACCGCGAGACGCGCUGAAUAAUUUAUUGAAAACGGAUAACGAUAACGGUGAAACACGGAGCAUUGAAAAAACCUCGAUAAUCGAUCUCCUAAGAUAUCCAAUCAUCAGAAAAAAGAGUCUGAUACUGUUUUUUGUCUGGUUUGUGAACAACGCUACGUAUUACGGCCUAUCUUGGAACACGGCCAAUCUUGACGGUAACGUUUACGUGACUUCCGGCAUUGCUGCUGCGGUGGAAGUACCCGCCUUCAUGAUAAUGAUAUCCACGAUCGACAAGUGUCCAAGAAGGGUUGUUUUGUGCUGUUGUAUGCUGCUCGCCGGUACCUCAUUGGUUUCAACGCUUCUCGUCCCCAACGACGUGUCAUGGCCGAUCAUAUCUUUGGCGAUGAUAGGGAAGCUAUCGAGCGCUGCCUCUUACACGACCCUCUACGUUUUUACGUCGGAACAGUAUCCCACCACGAUUAGAAAUGUCGGCGUUGGGGCUUGUUCGGCCGUUGCCAGGAUAGCAGGAGUGGUAACACCGCAGAUUAACAAUCUAUCUGAAAUUUCCGUCACCCUGCCACUUGUGAUCUUUGGAUGCGGUUCAUUGAUGGCUGGUCUGUUGCUACUACUUCUUCCGGAAACGGCGAAUAAAAAAUUACCGGAGACGAUAGAAGAGUUGGAGAAUUUUAAGAAAAGUGAGAGCGGAAAAUGGACGAUUCAAAAAUUUAAAAUUUGCAAAAGUUAAGAAGUGCUUAAUUUCACUAAGCU
Molecule: messenger RNA, 1689 nt
Organism: Diprion similis
Lineage: Eukaryota; Metazoa; Arthropoda; Insecta; Hymenoptera; Diprionidae
Product: organic cation transporter protein-like
Exons: 8
Coding region: 44-1666 (540 amino acids)
Biological process (GO): transmembrane transport
Cellular component (GO): membrane
Molecular function (GO): transmembrane transporter activity
Source: RefSeq, a predicted model, not a curated record